Molecule: messenger RNA, 2424 nt
Organism: Cyclospora cayetanensis
Lineage: Eukaryota; Apicomplexa; Conoidasida; Eucoccidiorida; Eimeriidae
Product: ATP-dependent RNA helicase DDX50
Exons: 3
Coding region: 1-2424 (807 amino acids)
Molecular function (GO): RNA binding; ATP binding; RNA helicase activity
Source: RefSeq, a predicted model, not a curated record
AUGGUGGCGACGGAGAGAACCCGCAAACGGCGCGAGCCCUCCGCAAAUGCCGUUAUGGACGCGCCUGCAGACAUGGAGGAGGCCCUCCGAACAACCGCCAAAGGGAACAAGGAGGACGAAAAACGAAAGUCCACUGCAACCAAGUGCAUCAAGGCAGACGGAAAUCAAGACCCAGAAGAAGGAGGAAAUGAGGAAUUCGCGCGAGGACAGUUUGACCGCUUUCCUAUCUGCAAGGUCACCCUAGAUCAACUGAAGACUCUCGGCUUCCAACGCCUUCUCCCCGUGCAAUUCCUCUCCUUUCAUUUGGUCCAUCAAGGCAAAGACGUUGUAUGCAAGGCUCGUACAGGCACUGGCAAGACGUUGGCCUUUGCUCUCCCCCUGAUUGAACGCUUCUUUUCUAAUUUGGCGAAGGACUCUUUCAAGCCGAAGCCGCCCUUACGGGGGCUUGUCAAGAAGCAGCCCGGAACGCCGGAGCUCAAGGUGGUAGCCGUUCUGCCCACCCGCGAGCUGGCGCAACAGGUGCACGCGGAUUUCCAGCGCUUAGCGGUUGGGCGUUUUUCUUCGAUUUGCAUCUUUGGGGGUGCCCCCGAGGGUCCUCAGAUAACUUCGAUUCGGUCGGGUUGCAACGUGCUGGUGGCCACACCGGGGAGGCUUUUGGACUUCCUUGGCAGAGGCAUUCUGACGUUGGAGGGCACGGAGGCGGUUGUCUUGGACGAAGCAGAUAAGCUCUUGGAAAUGGGAUUCAGGGAAGAUAUUGAGCAGCUACUUAAGCUCUUGGGAGAACAGAAAAAAGGGAAGGACGGCGACAGCAAGCGAGGCACGGCGGUAGACGAGAGCGAAGACGAUCGCAAGAAAGGCAGUCACCAAUUGUUGCUGUUUACUGCCACCUUUCCCAAGUGGGCUAAGGGUAUUGCCGAGGCUUUCAUGAGGCACGAUCGAGCCUUUGUAGACGGGACUGCCUAUCAGCAGCAACAGGAAGGAAAGGAAUCUGGCGUGACUAAGCAUAUGCCCGGAGGUUCGGGUUCAGGAUCAGGUCUUAUUAGGCACCUGGCCCUGCAGUGUCACUGGAAGGGUCGUGUGGACGCCUUGCCUCUGCUUCUAUCCCUUUACUGCCAAGAUGAGGCGUCUUCUGCUGGCGCUGGAGAAGGGGCCGGUAACGCGCCGGCAGGGCCGCAGGGGGUGGCGGCACCCGUUUCUUCGUUGUGUGCCAUCUUCUGCGAGACAAAGCAGGAAGUCAAUGAAGUCGCUCUGAAUUCGUGCAUCAGCGGUUCUGCUUGUGCGCUGCAUGGUGACAUUCCACAGCAACAGCGCGAAGCGACGCUGAAAUCGUUCAGACAGGGCAAAUUUAAAUGUCUUGUUGCCACAGAUGUCGCCGCCCGAGGCCUCGACAUCGCAGGUAUUCGUCUGGUGGUACAGAUGAGUCCACCGAAGGAUAUCGACACGUAUGUGCACCGUGCGGGCCGGACGGGGAGAGCUGGCAGAAGAGGAACGGCGCUGCUCUUCUACGGCAAGGGCGAUACAGACUUUCUUGCCCAGAUCGAGAUAGAGGGUGCCUUUCAGUUCAUGCGCGUCGGAUUUCCGCAAGGAGAAGCGCUGAAGAGGCAGCGCUUCCUAGCCACCGCCCAAUCUCUUUUCCCCUCACUCAAAGUCGGAUCUCUUUCUGGAGAAGGAGAGAGAAUGGGGGAGGAGGAAUUGUUGCAGAAGCUUUCUAAAAAGGUCUUGAAGAAAACCGCACCCGAGGACGCCAUCGCUCAACUGUUGGGAAGGCUCCUACAGGAUGAAGCUGCAGCGGGGGCGGCCACCACACCCCAGGUGUCCCCUUUAACGGGCCGCCAAGAAUUUGUGUCUUUUCACCUCGUCUUCGAUCCCGCUCCGUCGCCGCCUCUUCAAGGUUCUUGCGCGUACGUCUGGCGUGCCUUGAAGAACCGCUUCACGGAAGAAAAAGCGACCUCUCUGAUAGAGAAGAUCGAGUACAUGACGCUUACCGCCGAUGGAUGUGGGGCUGUCUUCGAUCUCCCAGCAGCAGAAGAGGAGCUAUGGGAAGCCCUUGUCCUAAGGCCUCUGCCCACCAUGCUCGACAGCAGAGGAAGGAAAGCAGGUUUCACUAUCAAGAGUAUGAUUGAACUUCCGCCACUGCAAGACGGCCUCUACCUUGCGCGGCAAAGCGCGGCACAACAGUCACAAGGAGGUGCCCGAGCUACGCAAGCAGCACGCUAUAAUCCGAACCACGUAUCUAGCCGUAGGGGGGGCAGGGGUGGAGCGCCUGGAGGCAAUCGGUUCGACAGGCCUGGCACUCACGGGGGCAGGCCAAGUACCCAUGCAAGAGGAGGAUUGAGAGCACCGGGCCAUAGGGGGACAAACAUGAGCAGGGGUGGAGGAAGGUUGGGCGGACACGGACCUGCCAAACGGCAGCGUGUCGUAUAG